Messenger RNA from Lutzomyia longipalpis, 1554 nucleotides. RefSeq names its product thymus-specific serine protease-like. Gene Ontology annotation, biological process: proteolysis. NCBI's taxonomy places the organism in Eukaryota, Metazoa, Arthropoda, Insecta, Diptera, Psychodidae. The transcript is spliced from 3 exons. Gene Ontology annotation, molecular function: dipeptidyl-peptidase activity; serine-type exopeptidase activity. The record is from RefSeq and is a predicted model, not a curated record. Bases 63 to 1493 code for a protein of 476 amino acids.
AGUUCCUUCUGAAACAUCGCGUCGUGCUUUCUGGAAAUCUGUAACUCUGAGUGGGAGAAAAAAUGAUCAGUGUUAUAAAAAUUAUUCUUAUUUUGGGAGUAACUUUUGGUGGAGUUUGUGGUGAAUUUGAAGUGCGAAACUUCACACAAUGGCUUGAUCAUUUUGAUCCUAACAAUACUGCAACAUGGGAGCAAAGAUAUUGGAUUGAUGACAGUCACUACGUACCUGGUUCACCGAUAUUUCUCCUUGUGGGAGACAUGACUUUCUUCUUCACUGAAUUCCGUCUCAAUGAAAGCUUCUUCAUUGAGUUGGCUCAAGAAUUCAAUGGAUUGAUGGUGGCUACUGAGCAUCGAUUCUACGGUGAAAGUCGACCAACUCCUGAUGUGAGUCUGGAGAGUCUCCAAUUUUUACGAACUGACCUGGCCUUAGCAGAUUACGUGGAGAUUAUUAAGGAAAUUCGUGAAUCAAGAGAAGAUUUGCGUGAGGCAAAAGUUAUUGCAGCUGGUUCGGGACAUGGAGCAGCUCUAGCUAUUUGGCUACGUCAGAGUUAUCCAGAGGUGGUUGAUGGAGUUUGGUCGUCUAGUGCUAGAAUGUACACAAUGGCGGAUUUUGAUGCAUUUGGCACAAAUACAGCCAUCUCAAUUAGGAUCUAUGGUGGAAUGACUUGCUAUUACAAUCUAGCGGCUGCUUUCUCCGAAAUGGAAAAUCUCUUUGCUAAUGGAGAAUACGAAGUUCUCAGAGAUGGACUUCAGCUGUGUGAUACAGAGCGUGGUAUAGAAGGUGACUAUGCUGGGAAUCUUCUCUUUGCGCAAGUUGCUGCAGCUGUUGGAACAUCCAUUCAAGCUUUUCACUCAGUGGCCUUUACAAAUCUCUGUGGUGACUUAGCAAAUGGUACGACGUAUUUUCAAGGUCUUGCUAAUUGGGUUACCAAUCGCGUCUUUCCGGAAAUGGGUUGCAUAAUGAUUGACUACGAACAGUUUUUGGAAUUCCUCAGAGUUGAUGAUUGGGAAGCUGAUUCUGUGGUAUGGGGCACACGGCAGAUGAUGUAUCAGGCUUGUACGGAAUUUGGUUGGUAUAGAACAUCAAGUGGACCCGAUCAUCCAUUCGGAGAUCGUUUCCCCAUUGAUUUCUUCUUCACUCAAUGCAAUGAUCUCCUAAAUGCAACAAUGACUCCUGAAGAAAUUACGCAGAAUAUUGCAAGAACGAAUGAUAUUUACGGUGGAUUGAGACCAAAUGUUACAAAUGUUUAUUUCACGAAUGGCAAUUUGGAUCCCGAAAGGACCCUCUCGGUUCAGGAGGAUUUAAAUGAAAGCGCCAUCGCUGACAAUGUGUCCUACUUUGGAUUUGCAGCUGAUUGGAUACCUAGUGAAUUUGUUGGCUAUGAUGGUUUGGCAAAUGUUCAGGAACGCUUGAAGCAUCUUGUUGCACAGUGGAUCAAUGAUAAUGAUGGAGAAGUUCCGACAACAACUGAAUCUCCAGAAACUUUAUAUUAAUUUAAAAAAAAAAAAUUGUAGAAAAGAUUUAUUUUUUUAAUAAAAUCUUUUCUGCGAAUUC